Messenger RNA from Vanrija pseudolonga, 2603 nucleotides. RefSeq names its product Transcriptional activator of proteases prtT. The record is from RefSeq and is a predicted model, not a curated record. Gene Ontology annotation, cellular component: nucleus. The transcript is spliced from 15 exons. Gene Ontology annotation, molecular function: transcription cis-regulatory region binding; DNA-binding transcription factor activity, RNA polymerase II-specific; zinc ion binding. Gene Ontology annotation, biological process: regulation of DNA-templated transcription. NCBI's taxonomy places the organism in Eukaryota, Fungi, Basidiomycota, Tremellomycetes, Trichosporonales, Trichosporonaceae. The coding region runs from base 1 to 2463 and encodes 820 amino acids.
AUGAUCGUGAUGGCGAUGACGACUCGAGGAAGCAGAGUAACCGACUUUUGCCACCGCAUGAAGAUGAAGUGUAUCGGAAAGGAGAACCCCCCGUGCAACCGCUGCAGGCAGUCGGGUCACCAGUGCACAUUUGACGGCCCGCGCAAGUCCAAGGCAUCCAAAGUGGAGGACCGGCUCAAGGUCGUCGAGGAGCAGAUGAGCGUCGUGCAGUCUUCCCUCUCCGAGCUCAUCUCGCUCCAACGGGCGAGUCUGCAGCACCAGCAGGAGCAUAGUGGAUCGCGCCAUGGGUCGCACGAACCGAUUUCAAGAGACCGCCGCCGCGACGACCCCUACCCCGUCCCGCAACCCAUCUUGAACGUCUACGAAGGAAGGCACUCGUCGAGCUCCUUCCAGCCGGCUGCCACAUCCUCCCAUCCUCCUCCGACGCAGGGUUACAACCCCUCGCCUCUCCGUGGAGAGUGGUCAGCUGACGGCCGCCCGUCUUCCCGCUCUGGCGUCCACCGUCCGCCCUCACAAGCCGAGGACAAUUCCGGUGUGCCUUCCGACGAGGACGAAGACGAGCCGCUCGAGCCCUCGGCUGUCAUCUUCAACAACAUGCUCUCCUUAGCUGAGGCUGCGCGUCUCAAGGCCGAUGGCCACUACGAGAAGGACAGCGACCUCACACCCGAAGAGGUCAAGCGCCAGAGCUUGGCCAAGAGCCGGACGCACCUCUUCGACUACACCGUCGAGGGGGAUGAGCGCAGUCGCAAACGCGCAAGGUUGUCUGGCGACGCUGGGUCAGCACACGCCAAGGUCAUGCACCUCCAGCGACCUGACUACAUCCAUCCGUUCCCCGACCCGGUCGAGAAGGGCAUUGUGACGGAAGACGAGGGCCGCGAGUUGUUCCAAACGUUCAUGGAAGGCGGUCUCGUCUACGUCCCUAUCCUGCAGGAGGACUAUGACACCUGGGACAGUGUCCGCCGUCGAUCGCCAUUCCUCCUCAGUGCAAUGAUUGGCAUUGGCUGCAAGAUUCGUGACUCGGGCAAGCCCCCCAGCGAUCUGCAGAAGAAGCUGAAGGGACAUGCCGAGUCGAUCGGUAUGAACACACUCUUCACGCCUGUGGCACAGAUCGAGGUGCUCCAGGGGAUGAUCUUGCUUGCAUCCUGGGGCGAUACCAGCUGGCGUCCUGGAGGUCACGCCGUCCGCAUGGGCAUGGACAUGGGACUCUAUCGCUGCCUUCCUUACCUCGCCCAGUGCGGGAUGGGCGGCGGCAAGCCUGCUUCCGAGCUUCAGGAGGAGCGCCCGCUCGUGGUUGGUGCAAGGUGCUGGCUCUCGCUGUACAAGACAGAGUUUGAAAUGGCGUUCAACCUGGGCAGACCAGCCUUGUUCGCCGCCGAAGACACAAUCAAGCACUGCCGCUGGUUCCUCGAGCACCCCCUCUCGAUCCAGUCGGAUGUGCGGCUCGUCUCCACGUGUGAACUGCUCACACUGCGAAUUCCGAUGCACCAGCCAUUCUCCAUCUGGCCAAGUGCGACACGGAUUCCCGACAUCGACGACAGAAUCCAGGAGGCCAAUGAUAGCUUUGUAACGUGGUUCAAGCAUUGGGAUGAGCAUUUCACAAAAAUCGGUGUUGAGAAAACGACCUUUAUGCGUGAAAGCCUGUUGACCCAGUACUCCCAUGCGGUGCUGCACACCAACUGUCGCAUUCUCCACGGAGUACGAUCACGCCGUGACCUGUCUCUCCUCUCGGAGCGCAGAGUCGACCAGCUGAAGCAUGCCUUGCACUGCGCGGAGACCCUUGUCAGCAUGCCUCUCCGCAGCGUCGGCUACAAGGCAAACUUCACGAAGGCCAACCACUACACCCACGUCGGUGUCGCCUUCGCGGCCCGCCUCAUGAUCCGCCUUGCGUCUCUGAUGCCUGAGGCUGUUGGCGACCUUGCCCAGAUCGCCGAUGACCUGGAGGCCGUAACCGAUCUCUUGGCUGCUGUCCCUGGCUAUCAGUUUGCUCAGCAGAUCCGCGACCUGAUCCAGCGCGCGCGACGCAAGCACAUCCUGCCCCCCGCGUCCAAGCGAUCGACAUCGCCCGCCUCGGGUUCUGCUCAACAAGGUGGGGUCGCGGCAUCAGAGGCCCUGCGGUCGCCCGGUGGUGGUCCUGGAAAAGGCCGUGUGAAGGAACUCGCGAGCAACGCUCCGUCCACCGCUGGCGACUCUGUCACGGCAUUCACUCCCCCCGAAGGGUUCCCUCUCGACUUCUUCUACGCCGAGCAGUUAUUCAGCACAGUGCCGGAUCUCGCAACUAACUUUGAAAUGCCCCAACUGACCGCCACGCCUGGCGGCGCCAUCGAGCCAGUGUACAACCUCGACUCGUGGUUCCCGUACCCGGCUCUCGACUCGGACGGUUCAAUGAACAUUGGCAUCCAGAGUGGCCAGCCGGGCACGCAGCUCAACCAGGACCUGGCAAGUGGAGGCAGGAUGAUCUGGUAAUGGCGACAUUGCCGAGAUUGGGGUGGCGGCCCCGGUGCCGACAUAUCGGACCGCGGGGCGAUAGGUUUUGUUUUCCUGUCCAUGCAUGACGUGUAUCCGCCAAGAUACUGGGCAUGGGCAUGCAUUAGUGGCUUGGUAGA